Molecule: messenger RNA, 405 nt
Organism: Morchella importuna
Lineage: Eukaryota; Fungi; Ascomycota; Pezizomycetes; Pezizales; Morchellaceae
Exons: 7
Coding region: 1-405 (134 amino acids)
Source: RefSeq, a predicted model, not a curated record
AUGUGGGGCAGGGCAGAAAUUUAUGGCGGGAUAGAUAAGGUACCUGGAGCAAGAUCAAAAGUUAAGAUCCAGACUAAAGAUGAAAUGCGCAAGUUAACUUUUCAAAAGUCAUCCAAUAUUUUAGUGAUGAAAUCCAAUGAUGUCACUGUGACACUAGAAGAAACUAGGCUAAGAUUCGGACGGGGGCAAAUCUCGUCAGCCGUCCUUAAAAAUGUGUACUAUAGGUCAAUUUUGAUUGAUGAGGGUAUCGGCACAGGCUUGUCAAAUGUUGCAACGGUGGUGCGUUUACUACAUACAUAUAAGCUGAAGAUUACACAUACAUGUACGAGUAUGUAUGUCUCACAGAGACCGUCUCCAAUCGCACUUCGUUCAAGACAAUACUAUAGUUACAACCCGCACCCCUAG